AUGCUUGAGUCGGGGAAGUUUUGGGGUAAUACUACAGCUCGUGCUACCAAGUACGUGUACAUUCGCGCGCUGGCUCGCUUUGUGGAUUGGCUAUAUGGUCAUACAGACGACAGCCAUCGUGUGGUGCUCUUCACGCGAUCAUUUCUUGAACUUGAACAGAUUAACAACGACCACAAGUGGUCCAAGGCAGUAAUGAACGCAUUUCGCGAGGGCAAGGAGCCCUUUUCGUUCUCGAUGCAGACAGGUAGUCGAAGAUGUAUCGGUCGCAAAAUGGAAUGA
This is a messenger RNA of Phytophthora nicotianae INRA-310, 279 nucleotides long. RefSeq lists its product as hypothetical. Bases 1 to 279 code for a protein of 92 amino acids. Lineage: Eukaryota; Oomycota; Peronosporomycetes; Peronosporales; Peronosporaceae. The record is from RefSeq and is a predicted model, not a curated record. The transcript is spliced from 3 exons.